This is a messenger RNA of Pimephales promelas (fathead minnow), 2929 nucleotides long. The record is from RefSeq and is a predicted model, not a curated record. NCBI's taxonomy places the organism in Eukaryota, Metazoa, Chordata, Actinopteri, Cypriniformes, Leuciscidae.
CAACACGAGCGAACCGUUAAAGAGUGUUUUUAAUGUCCGCCAUGUUGGCCAUGGCGCACUGAGCCUGGAAUCAGGGACCGGAGCGCGUUGGAAACACACACCGAGAGAGUGCGACCCACACCCGGCCUCGCGCCUCUGCUCGCCCCGCCACCUCCACCGAGCGACCCGUGCACUGCUGGACACCGAACCGGCAUCAUCCAUGAGAACUUUAAUCGGACCAGUAGGGAACAUUAGGGGAUCGGAUAGAUUUAUGCUGCAUCUCGAAAUAUAAAGAAAAAUGAGUAAACUGUCGUUUCGGGCGCGGGCGCUGGACGCUUCCAAGCCUCUACCCGUCUUCCGCUGCGAGGACCUGCCCGAUCUGCACGAAUAUGCGUCUAUUAACCGGGCAGUACCACAGAUGCCCACGGGGAUGGAGAAAGAGGAGGAAUCGGAGCACCAUCUCCAGCGGGCGAUCUCUGCUCAGCAGGUGUACGGGGAGAAGAGAGACAACAUGGUGAUUCCCGUCCCAGAGGCUGAGAGCAACAUCGCCUACUAUGAGUCCCUCUAUCCGGGGGACUUCAGGAUGCCCAAACAGCUCAUUCACAUACAGCCGUUCAGUCUGGACACAGAACAGCCAGAUUACGACCUGGACUCUGAGGAUGAGGCGUUUGUAAAUAAGCUGAAGAAGAAGAUGGAUGUAGGGGCCCUGCAGUUUGAAGAGAUGAUCGACAGGCUGGAGAAAGGCAGCGGACAGCAGCCGGUGUCUCUGCAGGAGGCCAAACUCUUGUUGAAGGAGGAUGAUGAGCUGAUAAAGGAGGUGUACGAGUACUGGAGCAGGAAGAGGAAAGCGUGUCAGAGCGGUUCCUUCAUCCCUAUUGUCAAACAGGAGAAGCGUGACGGCUCCAGCACCAGUGACCCCUACGUGGCCUUCAGGCGCAGAACGGAGAAGAUGCAGACCCGAAAGAAUCGUAAGAACGACGAAGCAUCUUACGAGAAAAUGCUGAAGCUGCGUAGGGACCUGAGCCGGGCCGUCACCAUCCUGGAGAUGAUCAAGAGACGAGAGAAGAGCAAAAGAGAGCUGCUGCACCUCACGCUGGAGAUCGUAGAGAAGAGGAACAACAUGGCUGAUUUUGGAGGGGAGGUGAUGGCAGAAGUUUUGGCUCAGAGGGCUUUGGAGAAACCAGUCAUCCCUCUGAUCCCAAUCACAAACAGCAACCAGUACAGACACACAGAACAUGACCGGGACUACAAAAUCAAGAUGGAUAAGCCAGAGGUUGUGCGGCAGAAACGGAAGUAUGAGAAGAAGGCAAAGCCACUGCCGUUUGCAGGCUCUGUUCACUCAGGCCCGGCAGUCUUUAACACUAAAGACCUCAAUCAGUAUGACUUUCCCAGCUCAGACGAUGAACCCUUCUCACAGGUAAUGCUCUCUGGUUCUUCAGAAGUCGAGGAGGAGAACGAUCCAGAUGGUGUGUUUGGGUUCAGGAGGAGAACAGGCUGCCAAUAUCAAGCUGUACGUCCGGGACUUGUGGCCAGUUGGCCCUGGUCCGACCCUUCCGAGGGCGGGGUAGCAGAUGUGCGGUAUCGCUAUUCUCUCACCAUGCUCACGGUCCCGCGGAGAUGCCUGGGGUUGGCACGGCGACGAGUGGGCAGAGGGGGCAGGGUUUUAUUAGACCGAGCCCAUUCUGAAUUGGAUACUGUGUAUCAUGGGCUGGACCCGGAUUCCCCCGCAUUCCCAUCGUUGUCUCCCACCCAGCAGCCUAGCAUGGAUACCUCACACACCAGCACAGAUACCUCUGCCCCCUCCUCCACCUCACCUGACCUCACACAAGUCCUGCUCAACAUCAAAGCCUGUCGCUGGAGGCAUUUCAAGCCUCGGACGGCACCGCCAGAUGAUCCCGACAAUCCCGAGCACUGGUCUGCACGGAGACCUCGCCGUGGCUUCCUCAUCCGCCCAAUCAGCAAGCUUCAGACGCAGAGAGGCCCCGCCUCCUACACUAGACCACCUGCCCCCCCACCCACACCGGCUUUCACCCCUGAGCAGUACCAGCAGCACCUGGAGCAUCUCGCACUGAUGCAGAAACAGCAGCUUGAACAGGUUCAACUACAGCAGCGGGUCGGCGGCACAGCCGUCACCAACAACCCACAGAGUUUGGUGUCAAAGACGAUAGAUGCGGCCAGUGCUCAGUUUGCUGCCUCUGCAUUGAUGACUUCUGACCAGCUGAUGGCGCUGAAGAGUAAAGAGGACGGAGUUGGUGUCAAUGGAGUCGUCUCAGCCUCAGGCGUCUAUAAGGGUUUACAUCACACAAGCUCUGCAGUGUCGUCCAUCCUUCCGUCUGCCAGCCCUACCUUCACCUCAUCCCCCUCUCCCGCUGCUGCCACCACCACCACUAACAACGGAACCUCCUCGGCCAAUCAUCACGUCGGCACAGCCGGCCCCGCCCCUGGCCAAGCGCUGGUGGGCGGGGCCGUGAGAAUGAGCGUGCCGUCACCGGCAGGAACCUUGAGUGUGCGGCAGCUGCAGCGUCAGGUCACCGUUCCCGCCUCUGCCCUAAAACUCGCUGUCAACGCCAACAGACCCAUCCCAAAGGUCACGGCAGGGUCAACUACACUCGACAUGGGGCCCAGGGAAAAUCACGAUCAAGAGAAGCCGCCGUUAAACAGUCUAACAGACAACACAGUUGCCAUGGAGGUCACGUAGCCCCGCCCCCCUCUGCCGUUCACACACCACCUCUCAAUCGAGGCGUCUCCUUUAGGUGCUAUGCAUCGUAGCGACGCUGUUUCCGUGGCAGCCGUUGGGACUUAAUUGCAAUGCUCAUCUUUUUUUUUUUUUUUUUUUUUUUUUUUUCAAAUUUUGUUACUGUUAAAAUAUCAACAUCUGUAAAUUAUGAAAUAUUGAAAAUAUUCUAUGUACAUACAUAUUUGUAAUACACCCCACUUGUAUAUAACAUUA